AUGUCGGGACCGCCCUCGCCAUCUACACAGGGCAGACCGGACGAUGACUUAGCUCACGAGCAUAAACGGGCGGUCUGCAGAGGCGACCCGUUGUUUCCGAUCGCCACUCGCACCCUGAGGGAAGACCACGAAUUCAACUUUGUGAGCACACGGAUAGUGGCGCGAGCCAACAAUAAAACAGGACGAGAACUAUUGGAGGCGCCUGACACCAACUCUAUCACCAGACACGUUGACAUACCCCUCUUGCUAUCACGCGCUCCGUUCCCGCGGCCAAGAGGCGAGACCCAGUUUCCAGCCAAGAGUGCACGCAGUCACGCCACCGCGAGACGGCGUGGGACUCAGCUUAUCGCACUGCGCUCUGCACUCAUAUCCCCUCCCCCUUCAUGGCUUGACUAUGAAGACUGCUCAUUUGAUGCCGCAUUCUCACAGUCUCUGACGCUGGCCUCCUAUACGUGA
Spirometra erinaceieuropaei is the source of this 456-nucleotide messenger RNA. The record is from the annotation of a GenBank genome assembly. NCBI's taxonomy places the organism in Eukaryota, Metazoa, Platyhelminthes, Cestoda, Diphyllobothriidea, Diphyllobothriidae.